CUGUUCCCCUGUCCCUUCUCGGAAGACGCCUCUUUUCAUUGUUUUCUUCUACGGAGAAGGACAACACGAAGAGCAYAUGGUCGCAAAUGGAAGAAGGUUCACUAUUGAAARCUGCUUUGGAGCAUGCGAAGACAUUGCACAAUAGCUCCGCUUGCGAAUCUUUGCUGAAGAAUUGCAUUCACUUAGAUUUGUACACGCUGGGAGAUCGCAGCAGACAAGUCGAGGAUCAUUUGCUUGACCUCGCAGAACUCGCAGAAAAUUGCAACCGCUUCUUUCAAAAGAAGAAUCAUCUCUGGCACUACGGAGCAGACGGGCCAGUAUUCGGAGUUCACAUUGAUCACUCAGAAGCCGUUCCCCAUCUUCGCGCUUAUUGUCGAUACGGUCCAAGUGUCCAAGAUGGCUGGAUAGCCAUUCAUUACGUGGUAGAAUUCAUGCAAUCACUGAGAGAAAACAGCAAGAAACAAAAAAUAGUUGCRUCAGCAUGGGAUGUGCAAGACGGGCAAGUGAUCUUAAUACAAUUGGCUGAUCURUUGCCACCGUGGCUCGACGCAGACCCAACAGACAAUCACCGCUAUGCUUGUUGGAUAGAUCAAAACGGCGAUUUGCAGCUUCUUCGCCAACCUCACAUAAGUCUGAACGAUGCCUUAAAGGAGCUCAGAGGGCGACUGCUAUCGACAGUGAAGUUCUCCUCAAAUCCAAAAAUGCAGCAGGCACUAACAUAUUGGCUAGACUUGAACGCUCAGGCUGCGUCGGUUCACCAAAGGGCGCCCAUGGUACUACCUAGAAAGGUAGCCCUUGCCUUUCGAGAGCGUCCAGAGCUCCUUCGUACCGCCAUCCAGGCUUUCUGCGAGAGUAUCCAACAAAAUGGACCAGUGGCACCAACUAUCAGUCGCCCCGAUUUAGCAAAAUAUGAAGAUUGGGUUUGGACUGUCCAAACAUUGCCUCGAACGAAUUAUGCGAUGGCCAGAAGUGUCUCAUCCGUACAAGAUGAAUGGACGUCGUCUCCAGAUUCUAUACCGACCUUAGUUGGAGCUGAGGUUAAACGCUAUAGACGCCAAUGCAAAGUGGAAGCAAUGGGACAUUUGAAGCAUGCAGUAGCGCUGGGGGUAAGGGCUGUCAUCGGAUUGGAAGAAUUAAUGGACGCCAACGACAAGCAGUAUGGAACUUUCUUUUCCUCCUCGCCAUUAUCCUCAUUAGAGGAGCGCAUAAUGUAUUGGAGUCGUAUUCAGCAAACAUCCUGUGGGCUUGACAAAAACGAAAAUUCUAAGACAAUUCUCGAAAGCUUUCAAAUGGGACCUAACACAGCUAAUCUUGAUUUGACAAAUAUUCUAAGGUGUCCCGUCUAUCCCGAGGAAGCCGAAAAUUGGACAUCGUAUUCGAAAGCACAAGUAUCGCUACAGAAUCAAGUGAAAAACAUCAUGCGGUCUCAAAAUCACAACAAGAAUGUAAACGAUGUCGAGGCCUUUUGGGUGCCGCGACCCGAUCAAGUGGACCCGGAGGAUUGGAUGGACUACGAACAUGCAAAAAUUGAGAUGGUCGACGAACUAAAAUCCGAGCACGAUGUUGAUAAUUUGCUUUCGCGCUUUCAAUCAUUCCUGCAGCAAAAGUCCAACGUGGACGGGAUCAAUUCGAACAAAACGAACGGAAAUGGUGGCCGAGACACCAACAAAUCCUCUUCGAAAGAUAUUUGUCCACGGGUCUUUCUUACUAUCUUGCACUCCGUGCUGAAAGGAAAGAAACUCGACUUUCGGCGAGCCGAUCCUUUCUUUUACGAGGAAGAUUACGAUCUGAUUGAGCAAGAUGGGGACAGUGAGAGCAGCAACAACAACGACCGCGCCCAUGAAGCCUUUGAAACUGCUGAUGGUUCGUUUUCAAUGAAUGAUAUAAUGGUACGUAUUUUAAGGGCUAUCGACUCGGUUUGUUAGAGUGAAAGUGUACUCAAGUCCAAACUUUCGUUGGGCAUUUCUCUGCAGCAUUGAUUCUCAUAUUCUGCUUCAAUCCUCCUCAAUCCUUAGAGUGCCAUGGAUAACGAACUCGAAGGAAGAACCGAGUCUAGAAGAAUUCCUUCAAGCGUCCUCAAUGUUUCAGAUAUUUACCCCAAAAAUAGCAAGGGAAAGGACACUGUCAAAGGGUUGGUUCAAGACGCACACAUUCUUAGCAACCUAAUGGAGUCACUGGAUGCCAGCGGAGGAGGAAGUGGCCCCGUUAGGAACAUCAUAAAAGAAAUGGAAGGUGAAGCCUAGGCGAAUGAGAGGGAAACAUCCRAGGUGGAAAAGGAUAGACGACUUUAAAAAAUAUGCCGUGUAUCUAUAACCGGACGAAAGUAGCUAGAAGUACAUUGCUCUUCGCUCUCAAGAAGCCCAGUCACCUCUCCUCGUGUGCCAGCUGAGUCAUGCUUGGUCGAGUUAAUUCUGGAACGAAACCCUUCUUGAUCCUUAUUAAUUGUACGAAGAAUUGCCUUUAUGCUAGGGGUAGUUACGAAAAACAUCAAAAUAGAAACAGCAGAUUACA
Messenger RNA from Pseudo-nitzschia multistriata, 2511 nucleotides. The record is from the annotation of a GenBank genome assembly. Lineage: Eukaryota; Bacillariophyta; Bacillariophyceae; Bacillariales; Bacillariaceae.